AUGGCCCUGGCAGUGAACGUCCGCUCUAGACCACUAGUCAAGGACGUGCUGCAGCAGCUGACGGCAGUGAACGUCAACCCCACCAUCGGCCUGGCGGAGGCGGCGGAGCUGCUGUGCACCCACCUGGGGGUUGCCCUCGUCAGCAUCAUCGGCUCGACCGAGGGGCUGGCAUCCUACAUCCUGCUGGCGGCGCACGGCACGGGCGCGGCCGAGCUGGAGCGGGACGUGGUGAUGAAGGGGGCGGACUGGAGCCCCUUCCAGCUGGAGGGGCGCACCGCGCACCUGCACCUCACAGCAGAGGAUGACGACCAGGCGCUGGCGCUGCCGAAGGACUGGGCGGUGCUGUACCACACGCACGGGCUGCGCAGCUUCUUGGCGGUGCCGAUCGGCACGACUAAUGAGACGCUGGGGCUGCUGACCGUGGCCAAGCAGGAGGCGCACGCAUUCGACGACGAAUGGUGGGAGCCGAUGCUGGGCGUGCUCUCCGUUGGGCUGCUGCCGCACCUGCGCAACGACCAGGUGUCCCACCUGUGCCACCUGGUGCGUGUGCUGGACGGCACCAGCGACUACCUGGCACUGGUGGCGCUGCUGCUGCAGCUCUCGGACUUGCCUAUUCCUAUCCUCGUGUGA
Molecule: messenger RNA, 630 nt
Organism: Monoraphidium neglectum
Lineage: Eukaryota; Viridiplantae; Chlorophyta; Chlorophyceae; Sphaeropleales; Selenastraceae
Exons: 7
Coding region: 1-630 (209 amino acids)
Molecular function (GO): protein binding
Source: RefSeq, a predicted model, not a curated record